Molecule: messenger RNA, 862 nt
Organism: Heterotrigona itama
Lineage: Eukaryota; Metazoa; Arthropoda; Insecta; Hymenoptera; Apidae
Source: the annotation of a GenBank genome assembly
AUGUUAAAAAAUUUAACGCUAGAGAAGGCUAUAAACAUUAUUCGACUGAGCGUGGCGCUGACAUUUUGUUGGCCGCUGAGUGCGAGCAAUAGCAAAAUUGUGAUCUUUGUUUACAGAGUAAUGCAAAUUUGUGCAGCUAUUAACAUGUCCUUGUUACUUCUGCCUACAUUGUACACGACAUAUUUGCGAUCGGACAUAGAAAUUCUUUCUCACUGUGUAAUCCAGGUGAUAUGCGAGAUUCAAUGUAUCGUUCAAACUAUUAUAUGUUUCAGCAAGUACGACACACUACAACGUAUAAUAGAGGAGCUGUGGAAUUUCAUCGAGGUGGCUCAAAGUUAUGAGAGGGAUAUUCUUCACGAGUAUUUUGUGAGAGUCAACGUGCUUUAUGGCAGUUACAUCGUAACUAUGUACAUCAUGGUGUUCGUUGGUGUGAUCGGACCCUUGUUCCUUCCAAUUAUUGGUAUAAUAUUCGUUGAGUAUCCAUUUGACGUUAAUAAUCGGACGUUAUUAAGCAUUAUUAUACAUGCGCAUCAGAUCGUCACUUACCACCAGGUAUGCGCCCACGAAUGUAUGUGUUUGUUUGGUGCGCUACUAAUUUGGUUUACCGCAGCGAGAUUCGAAUGUUUAAUAGUGGAACUGCAGAGCACUGAGGAUAUUCGUAUGCUGGCCCCGUAUAUCAAGAAACACUUGCGUUUAAAGAGUAUGGCAUUUGAGCGACGAUUCUGCGUACAACCAACUAAUUGGAGUAAUUUACGAACAGAAUACACCACUGAUAGCGAAAAUGCUGUUCGCAGGAAUUACUGUGUCCCUGCUCAUGUACAUUUACAUGUACGCGUGGCCGGCUGAUCACAUGAAAGAAAUG